CUCAAGGGUGGGGUACAGGAUGAUACUCGACUAGUUACAUAUUUAAGCAUAUUCCGUAAAAUGGAGUAAGACGUAAUAUCGUAGAAGACGUGGUGAUUCUAACAUUGUAAUGUUAUACUUCUAACCUCACGGCCUAACACGUUAGGCCUAAGUGUAUAAGUCAAUGAUUUAAGUGAUUAUAUUAGAUAUCAAAGAGGAAGAGGAAAGAGCCACCGUAAUGGCUGCUGAAGACGCUUUCGUCAUACCGACGGUCGAUAUAUCGCCGUACCUCGAGGACCCGACGUCAGAGGCGUCGGCGAGGGUAAUCGAGGAGGUAAGGCAGGCUUGUGUCACGAGCGGAUUCUUCCAGAUUACCAACCAUGGAGUACCGAAGGAGCUGCGGGACAGCGUUUUCAAGGCUGCAGAGACAUUCUUCAAGCUGCCGCUAGAGGAAAAGAAAAAGAUGCGAGUGCCGGUCUUGAAGAAUAGGGGCUACGAGGUGAUCGGCUCACAGGCCUUACAAGCAGACACCAAGCCCGAUCUCAAGGAGGGGUUCUUCAUCGGGCAACACAUACCCGCCUCAGACCCCCGCUCCAAAGCGCACCCCUACCUCAUCGGGCCGAACAUCUUCCCUCCCGAGCUGCCGGACGAGGUGCUCAAGACGCCCACGGAAACGUACUACGACGCCAUAUUCGCGCUGUCGUGCAAGGUCAUGGAGAUCCUGGCCCGCGGUCUGCCGUACGGCAACGACGUCUUCGUCCCGUUCAUCUCGGGGGAUCCCGUGUGCGCGAUCCGACUGCUGCACUACCCGCCCCAGGACUCGAAUGACGAGAAGCAGCUUGGUGCAGGGGCGCAUACGGAUUUCGGUGAGGCCCUCUUCCUUCCUUGCUUGCUUCUCCUUCUCAUUGCGUGUUGUUACCACCUUCUCCCCCUUUCGAAAAUAACCAUAAAAAAAGGAAAUUACCUAGGUAGGUAGGUAAGGAAAUAGCUAACCGUAACCCCCAAGGCGCCAUAACCCUCCUCCUCCAAGACUCCUCGGGCGGCCUCGAAGUCCAGCACCCCCUCACAAAGACCUGGAUCCCGGUGCAUCCCGACCCGGACGCGUACGUGGUCAACAUCGGCGACAUGCUAGCUCUAUGGACGAAGAACGCGUACAAAUCCACCGUGCACCGCGUCGUCAACCGGUCGGGCCGCGACCGGUACUCCGUCCCUUUUUUCUUCGACGGAAACACGGAUGUUGAGCUGGCCCCCUUUGAUGGGAGCGCGCCCAUGGCGGUGGGAAGGGGCGGGAGGGCGUUGACGGCUGAGGAGCAUAUGUUGGAUCGGUAUGGGGAGACGUAUGGACGGGUUGGGGAUGAGAGGGCGGUU
Molecule: messenger RNA, 1347 nt
Organism: Annulohypoxylon truncatum
Lineage: Eukaryota; Fungi; Ascomycota; Sordariomycetes; Xylariales; Hypoxylaceae
Exons: 4
Source: RefSeq, a predicted model, not a curated record